AGACAGAAGCUCAGAAAGAGAGAGAGAUAGAGAGAGGCUACAGAAAGCUGUGAAAGAGAGAAAGAGAGAGAGGAUAUAGAGGCUGUGAAAAAGAGAGAGAGAGAGAGAGGAUACAGAAGCUCUGAAAGAGAAAGAGAGAGGGGGAGGUAAGAGGUAAGCUGUAAGAGCGCGAAAGAGAGAGAGGGGGUCAGAGAGAGAGAGCGUGAGACAGAGAGAGAGAGAGAGAGUCCUGCUGAAGUCUGAAGUGAUUCUCUCUCUCGCGCGCGGGCGCGUGCCUGUAUUCAGUGCUGGGUGGACUGGGCUGCAGUGGUGUUUUUUUUCUUCACAGGCGCUUUUCCUCCUCCGUCAUGAUUCCAAGGUAAAUCGAAUGAUCACUGCAACAAUCCUGUAAGCCUGUUUCCCACCAAGCCUUUCCUGGUCCUCAGUGGAGAAGAGCAGCAGGAAAUACAACAACACAUUUUUGCUUGAGAUAAAAUGGCUGACACCAUGAAAAUGUGCCAACACCUGCUCUUAACCCUCACCCUGCUUCCGCUGGUAUUGUGCAUGCACCCAGAUUGUGUCAUCCAACUAGAGAAAGAAAAGUGCAUGGAGAGGAUGGCCCUGGAUGACCCUGGCAGCGACCCAGAAUAUGUGUGUCGCUGGAUGUGGGAUAAUCUAACAUGCUGGCAGCCGGCAAGAAUAGGUGACGUGAUGUGGAUGCCCUGCCCUGAACUCUUCGAGGUCAUGAGUGAAGAAUUUGAUGAUUUGGGAAAAGUGAGUCGGAACUGCACUGAGGAUGGCUGGUCAGAGAUGUUCCCUCACUAUGUGGAUGUGUGUCCCUUUGAUGAUAAUCGGACCAGUCCAAUGGACAAAUAUUACGUUUCUGUGAAGGCCCUGUACACAGUGGGCUACAGCACCUCACUGGUGUCUCUCACCACCGCCAUGGUCAUCCUCUGCUGGUUCAGGAAGCUGCACUGCACCAGAAACUUCAUCCAUAUGAAUCUGUUUGUGUCUUUUAUCCUGAGGGCAAUCUCUGUCUUCAUCAAAGAUGGAAUCCUGUAUGCAGAGGAGGAUAGCAGCCACUGCUUUAUGCACACUGUGGAGUGUAAGGCGGUGAUGGUGUUUUUUCACUACUGUGUUUUAUCAAAUUAUUUCUGGCUCUUCAUUGAGGGCCUGUAUCUUUUCACGCUGCUGGUGGAAACGUUUUUCCCUGAGAGGAGAUAUUUCUACUGGUAUACCAUCAUCGGCUGGGGAACACCAACUGUGUGUGUGACAAUCUGGGCUGUUCUUCGAGUGCAUUUUGACGACAUUGGAUGUUGGGAUAUAAAUGACAAUGCUGCCAUCUGGUGGGUGAUAAAGGGACCUGUUCUUGCAUCCAUCAUGAUCAACUUUGUCCUCUUUAUUGGCAUCAUUAUAAUUCUUGUUCAGAAGUUGCAGUCUCCAGAUAUAGGAGGAAAUGAGUCCAGCAUUUAUCUGCGCCUGGCCCGCUCCACUCUGCUGCUCAUCCCUCUCUUUGGUAUCCACUACACUGUGUUUGCCUUCACUCCGGAGGACGUCAGUAAGCGAGAGAGGCUCGUGUUUGAACUUGGUUUGGGCUCUUUCCAGGGCUUUGUGGUCGCCGUGCUUUACUGCUUUCUCAAUGGAGAAGUGCAGUCAGAGAUCAAGAGGAAGUGGAGAAGCUGGACAGUGAACCGUUACUUCGCAGUGGACCUGAAGCACAGACACCCGUCCUUGGCCAGCAGCGGCGUCAACGGAGGAACCCAGCUGUCCAUCCUGAGCAAGAGCAGCUCCCAGAUCCGCAUGUCCAGCCUGCAGGCCGAGACCCCGGCCACAUGAACAUCUGACCAGCUGAGCAGAGACGGGUCCUCUCCGCAGACACACGAGCAACUCCUUUAGUCCUAGCGCUAUCAUAGUCCAAUUCCACGUCAAAGUGUUUCCAUCGUCUCUUGUAUGAGCUCGGAUUGUGAGGGGCCAAACCUUGGCUGGACGACUUCCAUCAGACCAGUCUGCACCUGAAGUGCUUUUGAACACAACUGAACCAGAAUCACGUGGAGCUGGAGCGUGCAGAUAUUCCAGCCUCAAAGCACAGAGACAAACACACACACACAAACACAUACACACAUACACAUACACACAAUUACACAGAGAAAUGGCUCAAAUCUGAGAUCCUUUUGGUCCUAUCUGUGGAGCCAAAAGAAGAUCUAAUGUGUAAAGUCAUGCUAAAACACUGAAAAAAAAGAGAUAAAAACGUUUUACAUCACUUACAUACUUUUGUGAUGACCCUGAACACAAAAGCUAUUAAUGAAGACCUGCCAAGAGACUGCCAUCCACAGUGAUGAUCAAUCAAAUGUGAACCAUCCACUCAGCCAUUAGGAAUGCCUGUUUUUCUUGAGGGCUAUAAAAAGGAGCAAAGCAUUGACGUAUCCUUGUAUAUAUUAUCAUCACUUCUCUUUUUAAAAUCACGUCUUAAUCCACCAAUCAUGCAACAACUUCAGAACUUCAGAAAAGAGGGAUAUUUCAGCACUUAAAUGGACUUAAUCUCCCUAAUCUCAAAUACACUGAAGCAUCUAAUACAGACUAAUACAGAACUAGAGGUGGUGAAUUAGAAGGACUUUCGGUCAGUCUUUCACUAUAUGGGCGAAGGACAUGAGUUCAGGUACUUGUGGUACUAUCCUGUAUCGUUCUGCUUAGAAUAAUGUGCAUGAAACUGUAAGAAAGACGACAAAAAAGGAACUUGUUCAGAUCUCUGGUCAGUCACUCAUUCACAUGUGAAUAUCCGUCAUGUCUCAUCUCAGCAGGCAUAUAUAUUAGUGUGUAAAAAUGCAGAAACCCAAUGCCUGAGAGAGAUUUCACACACAAAGUCAAUACAUGCCGCCUACCGAUAUGGUGCGGCUAAGGCGAUGUUUAGGUUUUGUUUGUAAUAAACUUACAAACGAAAGAGCUGUCAAGAACGAUCACGCAACUGACACUGCCCAACAGCUCUGUCUGAUAAGUGUUAGAGAAAAGCACCUUAAAGCUUUCUCUUCAGUCUUAAAAAAAAAAAAAUGAAUUUUGACCAUCAUGUGUUGAACUGUGAAUGUGUGUGAUUGAAGAACACAUUGAAAAGUUGAAAAAUGGAAUCUAUCUUGUUCUCUAAACUACCGGGUUAAAGCUCAAGCUCUCGUAUUGAGGAAAAUAAAGGAGAACAAAUCUACAUAGAGCUCAGAAUCGCAAAUGACGACCAUUACAACAAGUACCUUAAAGUGUAGAGUUGUUUUUUUUGGAUGUGAGUGGAUGCCUGUUGUGGUAUAUUUUUUAGAUGACUGUCUAGUUUUUUAAUCAGCCGUUAGUACAGAAAAUGUCACUAAAGCAAACAACAAGCAAAACACCUCUUAACUCUUAACAUGUUACAAGAUUAACGUUGUUGGUGUUGUUGGCAUGAACUUCAAUUCAGUCUUAAUUUUUUGGUUAUUUUCCUUAGUUCUACAAAGUUGCCAAAUUUGGAGUCAUGUUUGUAUUACUGAAUAUCGUUGGAGGGUUUACAGCUCAAACUAAUUUUAGAUUUUAAGUUUUUUGGUUAUUUUCGUACAUAAGCAAGUAAGAUAUCUUACAGUGUGGAAUUUCUUUUGUGGAAACAUUGUGUUCCUCAUUAUGUUCUUCAUAGAAGUGAACUAUAGUGAGAAUAUUUCAGAAGUGCCAUAUAUACAUAUGUAUCAUUUUUAGUUCGCCUGAUACUUUUGUAAUUAAAAAUUAAUUUUUUCCAUAAUUAUACCCAAACAUGAAGUAUUUUAUUGACAAUUUCCCUGUUUUUGACACAGGACACCUUUAGUACUCCAAAGAUUGAUAUUUGGACAUUUCACUCAAUAAAAAAACUACUAUUGCCAUACUGGAUCAGAGGGAAAGGGGAAUAUUUACAACUGAUGUCAUUUCAAAACACUUAUUUUGUCUUUAAAGUGCCUUUUUGCACAAUAGGAAGAUCAUAUAGACAGAAAAGAAAAUUAAAAAUAAAAGUAAAAUAAACUGCAAAUGCAUGAAAUGAAACCGCAUUGCUCUGUGGAAGUGCUUUGACUGUACUUCACUACAUCAGUGUUUUAAAACCAAGAGGCCUUCAGAGGAUUAAUACUCAUUUUGUUUUAUAGCCUUCAAUUAGAUUUUUGACCUCUUCGGAUUUUUCUUUUGGAAACGUAUAAAAUGAUGUGCAUUAUUUCAGUUGCUUGUAGAUGUCUUUAAUAUGAAUAUAUCCUAAUUAGAUUGCUACAGUUUUGAAUGUUUUAUGUUUGAAGAAUAUCAGGCAUAUUAAUACAGCACGAUUAACUUCGUUAUAAACAUUAAAACAUGCUCCCUUAUUAAUUUCUUCUUUUUUUAUGGCUGUUAACAUUUGAUACCUUUCAUUUGAUAUGACCAGCUUAGACGUUUCAGUUUGUCAAAAGUGUCAAUCAUUUUUUUUUUACAAACAGAAACUGCAAAAUCACAGAAAAUUCAAUAAUAAUAGAAGAUGAGACAAAAAAGAUUGUAUGUUUUGUAUUAUUACUAUUUAUUUCAGUGUAAAUUGCUACUAUAUAUAUAUAAACUAGUCUCGUUUUAGGAUACUUUUUGAUGUUGCAUCUGUUGCAUUAAUUUUUAUUUGAUUAAUUUCCAAGUCAGCUGUACAAAACUGUAGUAAAUGUUUUUAAAUCAGUUAAAUCAGCACAUUACAUAGAAGGCCUCUCCAGUAGACUGUGUUUAAUAUUACUGUUACGUGAACGAUGAUAUUAGUGGUCCAAAAUCAGCAGCAGUAUUUAAUCCUAAUUUUAAUCAGGAUUGGAACUGGAUUCUUUUCUGCAGACUUUGUGGCUUUGCUCAACUGAAUUUUUUUUUUUUUGAGCUUGCAGCAAACGACCUUUGUUAGCCAAAAGCCCUUUUGAAUUGUUUGACUUGGCUAAGUACAAAAAAGAUUUACACAAAAAAUUUCAGUAUUACUAAUAAGAUCUUUCUUAAAACCUGAUUUUUUUUUUUAUUAUUGUGAGACUUGGCUAAGUACAAAAAUAAUUUACACAUAAUUUUCAGUAUUACUGAGAAGAUCUUUCUUAAAACCUGAUUUUUUUUUUUAUUAUUAUUAUUGUGAGACUUGGCUAAGUACAAUAAUAAUUUACGCAUAAUUUUUAGUAUUACUGAGAAGAUCUUUUUUUAAAACCUGAGUUUUCUUUUUUUUUACGUUUCCAUGCAAUUUUGAAUGAAAGCUAGUGAGGAAAAGGAGCUACUGUUCUGACGUUCAGUUCUAUAAAUAAACUGUCUUCUCUUAUUGGCGUUGAUGUCAAAAUAACAGUGUUCAGUUGUUUAAUUGAAACACAGCAAGAACCUGAUUUGCUAGAACUAGAUCUAGUAGUUGAUAGUAUAAAUGUAAACAAGAAGUGUACUGUUGUGGCCCAUGACAUGGUUAUGAAUUGUGCAUUUAUUAAGUGCAAUAUUAUGCUACUGCUGCAGUAUCUGCUAUUUGUUGAACGUGGGUAGUUAUUUGAAUCUUCUCUGUGCUAAAAGUUUUUCUUGGUGGUAGUCUUGUUGAAACUGUACAGCCUGCAGUAGCGCUGCCUAUAACCUUCUUGAAUCUGAUGCAUGCCUGUUCUGUGGUUUGGUGGUUUCCUCUGCAGAUUGAACAUGUGAUUAGUUAUAUUGAUGUUUUGAAAAUCAAACAUGGAAAAACAGUUGAACUACAAAUGGUUCUUAUCCAAAGAACCACCUAAGUGACAUCUUCAUUCAUAUUUAAAAACUGUAGCUGGGUGUAUGUAUCAAUCUACACCCCAAGCAGCAGCUUCAACUCUCCAGACAGCAGCUUACCCUUGAUUUUAAACUUAAAAACCCCUCUUCAGCCGCUCUACACACUGCAGCAGCUCACGGCUCUUAGCUUUCAGCUCGUGUCUGCACCCACCACUGCAGAAUUCACAUGCUGACACUUGCCAGAAUGUUCAUUAAUCAUUCAAUAAGCCCCAAGCACAGGGCUAUCCAUGUUUUACUGAGCUUAAGUCAUACGCAUUAUGAGUAUUAUGAAGCUAUGAAGAUUUCACGUGUAAUUUCAUAUCUCACAGAACAUCACAUCUCAGUGAACGCUCAGUCAGUAUGUCUUACUUAAAACAUCUCUGGUAACUGAAACCCCCAGAGGAACACAACGGUCACAAUAACUUAACCAGUGCCACAUUUUACAGUGACAAAUGCAUAAUGUCUUUUUUCUUUCUUUCUUUUUACAUAUUCAUUAAACAGUUAGCCAAUUACGCAAUUAUUAAAAAAAAAAACAUGCUUUGUGUUUGCUCAUAAUCAUCUGCAUUCUACUUACUAACAUGCUUUCUAGCUUUUCAUUCUUGGACCUCAAAAAAAAAAAAAGCUUGGAAAAGCUGUUGGAUGGCAAUUCUGCAGACAAGCAAUGACUGGACAUGUCACCAUAGGAGAGAAAUCUACAGCUAAUCUUCUUGCUGCUCUUGUGGAAGAAAAUAAAAUCACUUGUUUCCUCUUUAUUUUUUAUCUCGAAAUCAGUUCUGCUGUAAAGUGUCCAUUUGAUUUGAUGUACGUUAGACUUUUUUGUAUAUUACCUUUGAAUUGCAUUAAAUGUCUCUAAAACUAAAAA
Astyanax mexicanus (Mexican tetra) is the source of this 6553-nucleotide messenger RNA. It is a transcript of the gene adcyap1r1b, whose product is annotated as adenylate cyclase activating polypeptide 1b (pituitary) receptor type I. Lineage: Eukaryota; Metazoa; Chordata; Actinopteri; Characiformes; Acestrorhamphidae. The transcript has 14 exons. Gene Ontology annotation, molecular function: vasoactive intestinal polypeptide receptor activity; peptide hormone binding; G protein-coupled peptide receptor activity. The record is from RefSeq and is a predicted model, not a curated record. Gene Ontology annotation, cellular component: plasma membrane; neuron projection. Bases 475 to 1815 code for a protein of 446 amino acids. Gene Ontology annotation, biological process: adenylate cyclase-modulating G protein-coupled receptor signaling pathway; cell surface receptor signaling pathway.